Molecule: messenger RNA, 1581 nt
Organism: Colletotrichum scovillei
Lineage: Eukaryota; Fungi; Ascomycota; Sordariomycetes; Glomerellales; Glomerellaceae
Product: exopolyphosphatase
Exons: 2
Coding region: 199-1398 (399 amino acids)
Cellular component (GO): cytoplasm
Molecular function (GO): exopolyphosphatase activity
Source: RefSeq, a predicted model, not a curated record
UAUCUUAGCUGAAGGGACCUUACGCUGUGCAACGUUCCGACGUCAUCCCCACCACCACCACCAACAGCUCCAAGCUGCGAGGACCGCGCCUCUUGAUACUCCCGCGGCAACCUGCAUAUGCAGUUCCCCAUGCGUUAAUACCACCAACGCUCGAAGCCUUGUUCCAAUAAACCUACCUGUUAUAAGUCUUCUGUUUCAAUGCCUCCAAGGGUCUCCCUCGGCGCUUUCCUCGCCAACGCGAGAUCAGCCCUGACAGCUCCGCAACGGGCCAGUCCCUUGACGUUGGUCGUCGGCAACGAAUCUGCAGACCUCGACUCUCUCUGCUCCGCCGUCGUAUACGCCUACCUCCGCAGCCAUGCUGCCCCUCACACGCUCCACAUCCCCAUCUCGAAUCUACCCCGCGAUGACCUCAAGCUCCGUCCCGAGAUGACGGCUGCCCUGGCGCACGCCAAGCUUAAGCCGAGCGACUUACUCACCCUCGAUGAGAUACCGCAAGACCUCGCCGCGAAGGACUCCAGAUGGGUUCUCAUCGACCACAAUGCCCUGACGGGAGACCUCGCCAAGAAGUACAGCAGCAGUGUCGUCGGCUGCGUAGACCACCACGCCGACGACCACAAGGUUCCCCAAGACACGGGCGACGAGCCCCGCGUCGUCGAGAAGUGCGGGAGCUGCGCGAGCUUGGUGGUGGAGUACUGCCGCUCAGCAUGGGAGGACCUCGCAAAGUCGGAGGACGGCGGUAGCGAAGUGGACGAGCACCUGGCCAAGCUUUCGCUCGCAGCAAUCCUGAUUGAUACCACGAACCUCAAGUCCAAGGAUAAGACGACGGAAAAGGACACCAGCGCAGUCUCCUUUCUCGAAAAGUUUACGAGCGGACGCGACGCGUUCUUUGACGAGAUAUCUGCCGUUAAGGAAGACAUAUCCUCGCUGGGAUUCCGCGACGUAUUCCGAAAGGAUUACAAGCAGUGGGAGGAUCUCGGCGAAGGGUUUGAAGCGAGCAGCCGCCAUCAGGUCAUGGGCGUGUCGGCUAUUGUGCAGAAUCUGGACUAUCUACUCGACAAGGCUGGCGGCGAUGAUAGUGUCCUGCUGGGCGAGUUCAAGGAGUGGGCCAAGGAGAAGAAGAUGGAUGUUGGGGUCAUCAUGACGACUUCACACCCCGGCGGGAACUUCCAGAGAGAGCUUCUUUUGUGGGCCUUCAACGAGAACGCUGUCGAAUACUGCAAGAAGUUUCAUCAAGCAUACAAGGAUGAUCUGGGUUUGGAGAGCUGGGCCGAUGGCAGACUCGAUGAGGUUGGUGCAGGGGAGUGGAGGAUGGCCUGGCAUCAAAAGAGUCUGUCCAGCUCUCGCAAGCAGGUUGCGCCUAUGCUACGGCAGACGAUCAAGGGCGGCACCAAGCUUUGAGACAAAGGAGAUAUAUUACAUAGUGCGGCACUCAAACAUGAAGCAUGGAGUUAUCAUUCGGCGGACUGCAUUGGCUUGGGACACGUUACGCAGGGUGUAGACAGGCAAUCCCCAUUCACCCUCGAAAGGCGAAAUAGAGUUGUGAUGGAUGGCUAGCAACUAAGUAUCUGUAAAUAAUGGCAC